Molecule: messenger RNA, 783 nt
Organism: Trichoderma reesei QM6a
Lineage: Eukaryota; Fungi; Ascomycota; Sordariomycetes; Hypocreales; Hypocreaceae
Exons: 1
Biological process (GO): mitochondrial respiratory chain complex IV assembly; protein insertion into mitochondrial inner membrane from matrix
Cellular component (GO): mitochondrial inner membrane
Molecular function (GO): membrane insertase activity
Source: RefSeq, a predicted model, not a curated record
AUGGCCUUCUUCAGCAAAUCAGCCAGGGGCCUUGCAGCUCAUAUUAGCAAGGCCUCGCCUCCAUAUACCACUACCCAGACACCGCUGGGCGCGAUCCGAAGCAGAGCCAACAAUGCCACAGCCCCGGGCCGACGCAACUUUCAUCUCGGCGCCGUAGGAGACGCCGUCCUAUGGACAGCUGACAGCAUCACCUUCCUCCACCACACCGGCCUGCCCUGGUUCGUCUCCAUCCCCCUCGUAGCCGUGGGCGUCAACUUCACCUUUCGACUGCCGGUCCAGUAUUACACAAGGCGCCUCGUGGUCACCAGGAACAAGCUGACGCCGCUGGUCACCGCCUGGAGCGCGCGGCAUGCGGCGACUGUGCCCCAGGGCCAGGGCGAGGAAGCAGCCCGACUCUGGCGGCUGAGGGUGGCUGGCCUGACGGAGCGGUCCCGUGCACGAAUAUACAAGAGCUGGGGCGUUCAGAGGUGGAAGUCGUUUGCCCCCUUCCUCAGCAUGGCCCCCUUCAUCAUCGUCUCCGAAGCUCUCAGGCGCCUCUGUGGUGCCCCCACGGGAUGGCUCAGUCACACCUUCGGACUGGUGGAUGCCCAGGCCGUUGCGUCAGCCGUGGAAACGUCGCGCCGCUAUCUCGACGAGUCCCUGGUUGACGGGGGCUGUCUCUGGUUCACAGAUCUGACUGCCAUGGACCCUUAUUUUGCGCUGCCCAUCAUCUGCUCGGCACUCCUUGCCCGGACGUCAUGGGGGAGGCUGUCAAAGGACCAGCUCCGGGCCCUGCUGAGCGUC